CGUCAAUUUAUCGCUAGAUCAUAGUUGUUGCCGGUGCAGUACUCACACAGCGAGACAGCCAUGGCGAAGUCGUCCAAAGUCAUCCGUGUCGGCCAAGACGCGCCACACCAGCCUGAUGUGGAGAGCGAGAGCAGCUACAGCUUUGUGGAACAGUCCAAACGCCAGGUGAAGGUCAAAAUCCAGAGCCUGACGGAUGAAGAGAUUGUGUUUGACCUCAUUGGCGUGGACGCCGCCAUCGCCAACGCGUUGCGCCGCAUCCUGCUCGCCGAGGUUCCAACUAUGGCGAUCGAGCACGUAUACAUCUGGAACAACUCGUCUAUUAUUCAGGAUGAAGUGCUGGCCCACAGAUUGGGCCUUGUGCCACUCAACGUGGACCCGCGUGAGUUCCAGGCCUUUCCCGACAACGAGGAGGCAGAGGCCACUGACGAGAACACCAUCGUCUUCAAGCUCGAUGUCACGUGCAAGUUUGACCCUGAGCACCCGAAGGACCCGACCAAAGCGAUUCAUUCUUCUGUAUACUCGCGCGACCUAGAGUGGGUGCCGCAGGGAAACCAGGAGGAGCGCUUUGGCUCUAUUCGCCCCGUACACGAAGAUAUUUUGAUCGCAAAAUUGCGACCUGGUCAGAGCAUUGCAUUGGAGGCCCACUGCCGCAAGGGCGUGGGUAAGGAUCACGCUAAGUUCUCUCCUGUGGCCACAGCGUCAUACCGUUUGAUGCCUAAGGUUGAACUCACGGAGAAGGUGGAAGGUGCCGAAGCGAAGCGCCUAGUGGAGGAGUGCCAGAUUGGCUUGUUCGAUAUUGAAGACAUUGGUGGCGUCCCUACUGCAGUGGUGAAGGAUCAGCGCGCCUGCACCAUGUGUCGGAACUGCAUUCGUGAGCCUAGCUGGAACGAAAAGAUCCGUCUCGGACGUCAGAGUGACCACUUCAUCUUUAGCGUCGAGUCCGUGGGAAUGAUCAAACCCGAGGAACUGCUGCUGGAGGCUCUCAAUGUGCUUGCCGAGAAGUGCAAUAUCGCAUUAGAGUCGUUCACGCAGGUGGAUGAGGACGAGGAAAUGGGCGAUGAAGAAGAAGAGGAGGAGGAGGAUCAGGAAGAGUAGACCGACCAUAGAUUGCUUGGAGCUGACAGAAUAUAUGCAUACAUACUAAAACAUCUCAUCUGCGUUGGGGUAAUCUCUCGAG
Phytophthora nicotianae INRA-310 is the source of this 1177-nucleotide messenger RNA. RefSeq lists its product as hypothetical. Lineage: Eukaryota; Oomycota; Peronosporomycetes; Peronosporales; Peronosporaceae. Gene Ontology annotation, cellular component: RNA polymerase I complex; RNA polymerase III complex. Gene Ontology annotation, biological process: DNA-templated transcription. The record is from RefSeq and is a predicted model, not a curated record. The coding region runs from base 61 to 1095 and encodes 344 amino acids. The transcript is spliced from 3 exons. Gene Ontology annotation, molecular function: protein dimerization activity; DNA binding.